AUCAAAGGAUCCAACAUGGAGGCCAAAAACAGACUCGCGACGUAAACAGCAGAAAUAUCGGACAGAUAUCGGCUUAUAAUCACUCAUAUCGGAUCAUAAAUGAGCUUUAGUGGAUGAUGGAUUUACGAAGAAACGUGUUUGAAGGAUUUUUAUCGUGUGUUUUCUUUUCUUUCGUUCUGCUGAGUGAUGUGUGUUGCAUCACAGUAAACGCUCCUGCAGAGAUCAGUGCUGUUCGAGGAGCGAUGGUGACGCUGUCCUGCUCCUUCACCUCCUCCAGCACGGUCACCAGCCGCAUGUCUGUCGACUGGACCUUUAGACCUCAGAGCGGAGGACCUGCUGUACUGUUUUUUCACUUCUUAUCUGAAGCGUACCCGCCGGAGGAGGAUUAUUUCAGGGGUCGUGUGAAGUGGAUGGGCAAUCCGUCAAGAGGUGACGCAUCAAUUCAGCUUCUGAACGCAUCACUCACUGAUAACGGCACGUACUCCUGCUCCGUCCGAAACCCACCGGAUGCCCACGGCCGCCCGGCUCAGAUCAUCCUCACCGUUACACCAAAGAGAUUGUCUGUGGCGUUUACAGAUGUGGCGGUCCUGUUGGCGUUUAUUCUGCUUCCAUCAGGUCUCACAACGCUGGUGCUGCUGGGCCGAAUCCUCUGUCCGUGCUGGGCUUUAUCAGAGGAAAAUCCCCCUGUGGUCAAACGCUCGCCCAUCGAGGUCACUGGGGAGGAGUAUUUUUACAACCGGCCAGAGAAGACGAUGUGCUGCUGUUACUUAAAGGAUUUUGAUGAUGUGCCUGACUAUAUAUUACAUGAGAAACACUACGAACACACAAUCGCAGAGUCGCAGUGUUAAAUAAACACCUGUAUGUGUGUGUGUGUGUGUGUAUGAAUACUCAUGUCUUUUCUUCCUGUAAGUGUGCAGAUAUACUAAGAUACACCGUAACUCAGUCUGGUGUCUGAAGUGUUUGUUUAAACUCGCAGAUGUUUUUUUUUAGGAAGUCAUGAAUUAUUUCUCAUAACCACAGAAAAGAUUAUGAAUGUUGUAUUGUGCUGAAAAAUGAAUGGCCAGGUUUUGUUUGUUUUGCUGAAAUUUACAAAUAUAUUUUUAUGUUAAUUACUAACCCAAAUAAAUAAAAGAUUUGAACGAAA
Molecule: messenger RNA, 1144 nt
Organism: Paramisgurnus dabryanus
Lineage: Eukaryota; Metazoa; Chordata; Actinopteri; Cypriniformes; Cobitidae
Gene: mpzl3
Product: myelin protein zero-like 3
Cellular component (GO): plasma membrane
Source: RefSeq, a predicted model, not a curated record